AUGUCUGAAAGUAAUACCCCCAAGAGAAGAGUCUUGGGUUCUAAUGUUCCUAGUGGGGCUACUCCGAAUGAAGAAGUACCUUCGAACCACGAAAAUGUGUUGCUUUGUCCCAUAUGCUCUGAGUCUAUGGUAUCUCUAAGCCAAUUAAACCGUCAUAUAGAUGAUAUUCACUCAGGGAGUGAUCUGGGAGUACUAUCCUCGUCAUCUUCUCCUGCACCACCGGCAUCGGGCUCACCUGUGUCGCCAACGCCUCCGCUCCAAAAGGCACCGAUGAACCGAGAAUUCUUGAACGGCAGUGUAUCAAGAUGGCUCAAGAACAAUUUUGAGAACGUUGUAGAAACAUCGCCUCUAACACUGCCCCAAAAAAGAAAAACAGUCAAGCUAGAUCUCUUGGAUAAGAACAAGGGUUUCAGCUUGAGUGAAUCUUUAACGUCUCCACUGACUUUGAAUGUGUUCAACGAUUCCGAUGGUACUAAAGAAAAGGAUAUCUCGAAAUCACCUGGUAAGCCCCCAACAGCGUCAGCUUCACGAAAUAAUGUCAAUAGAUUAUCUAGGUCACAUUGGCAGCAACCGUCAUCGGUCAGUACGGACUAUUGUGCUGAUCAGACCUGUCACAGAGUGCUAAAUAUAAAAAAUGGUAAAGUCAACUGCAGAAAAUGUGGAUUACUAUACUGCAAUGAGCAUACAUACUACAAAGCAAGAUUAAAGAAUAAUGACACAAUACCAAAGAAACCCGAGAUACUUUACGAGCCAAGCAAGGAGGGCACUUGGGCCAGAGUAUGUAGAUCAUGCUAUGAAGGAAAACCAGAGGACAAUGAGCCUUUGACAAAUGAUUUGACGUCAAGUUUCAAGAAGCAGAGACAAAUUCACAACGAUCAAAAAGAGUUGCAUCGAAAUAAAGUAACCAAGAGAUUUAUCAAAUUAGUUAACUUGCAUCUGGAUUAUUACUUAUCAACAAAGACGAAUCCAGAUUUUUGGUUUUCAUCUUCAAGCUGGACUGUUUCUCGUGUCUUGGAUGAGGAGAAGCAGAUAGUAGGUUUAGAAAACUGGCAGCAUGAUUCUCAAGUUCAGGCAUGUCCCUUGUGCUUUUCAAAUUUCAACUUUUUCACCAGGAGACAUCACUGUAGAGUAUGUGGGAGAAUAGUUUGUGACGGUUCUCUCAACGAUAAACAAAUUAUAUGUUCAAUGGAUGUACCCUUGAAUCUAUUUUUGAACAAUAAGCUAGCUCAUUUGAACUUUUCACCUUUGGUUGUGCAGAAUAUGAAAGAAUUGAAAGAAAUACCGGAUGAUAAUGAAAAAUUUAGAAUUAGGUGCUGCAAUGAUUGUAAAGAUGACUUGUUGCAUGACUGGAAACUGAGUAAUGACUCUAAUAGGGAUGUAUACUCCAGCUCUUCAGAGAUAUUCAAAUUAUAUGAUCAGCUAUUCUUGAUAAAGAAGAACAUUCAUGGGUUGUACCCAAAGUACGAAAAAUUAAUUCACAGCUAUCAAGUCUCUGGAGAUUUAGAUGAGAUCAAUAAGCUAAGAAUCAAAUUGAUGUCUUUCUUGAGGGACUUCGAAUCUUUAAUUGCAUUAUUCAAGAAAUCAUUUUUUGUACUCACGAAGCAAAACGUGUUGAAACCGUCAGAUGAUCUUAGCCUGGACAUACAGAAACUUGUAAACAACAUUCACCAAAGUACCACAACUUACUUACAAGAGACAUUAAUCAAUAUUAAGCAGUUGAGUAAUGUACUAAAGGAAAAGGAAAAGAAUGAAUUGAAAGCACACCAGCAGUACGUGGCAGACGCUGCUGUCAAAAAUAUUGAAUCGAAUAAUGUUGGUGGGAGUGAAGAAGACAGCAUUCAAUCUCCCUUAUCACCCUCGUCGUUGUCUCCAAAGCCACUUCCUUCUCAGAUUCUCGAGCCUGAUUUGACUAAAAGACAAAUCCGUGAACUUCGUGAAGAACUAAUGGUCAUGAGUGAACAGAAGUUUAUUAUACAAGGCUUAAUUGAGAAGGUGACUAAGCUGAGGAAAUUCGAUGAGCUUGCGCCACUAGAAGAGAAUAAGACCGAGUUGGAUAGGAACAUCCAGGAUUUGGAGAGAAAGUUGGGAGAGUUUGGAUUCUAA
Messenger RNA from Dujonia railenensis, 2103 nucleotides. The record is from the annotation of a GenBank genome assembly. NCBI's taxonomy places the organism in Eukaryota, Fungi, Ascomycota, Pichiomycetes, Serinales, Debaryomycetaceae.